GAGAGAGAGAGCGAGAGUGCGCGCGCGCGCGCAGUGGGAUGAAAAUCACUGCCCUGCCACACAGCACAACAGACGCGACACGCAUGAGGAACUUUUACAGCCGGGGCGACAUUGAGGGGCAGAGGGGCUGUCACGUUUCGGGUGGUUACGGAGAGCGCUCGCGGCGCUGUUUAGCGAGCCACCAGUACAACCUCUCCCGUGUUUUCCACGAAGGGAAGGAGCUGAAAACUACCCGUCGCCAUUUUUUGGAAGUGACUGACUGGGAGGGGAGAGUUAGCUGUAAACUGGCUAGAUUUAAUGUCCCCGGCUGAUUUAGUUUAUAUUCCCUGUGAGUCAUCACCUUCCCCGCUGUCAGCCCGGACCGUUCGCGUGCUGUAAAUACACCGACGCGUCUUCACCGCACUUGCCCGAGGUCCAAAGGAAUAAACAACGGGGAGAUUUUGUUUGCACAUUUCUCCUGUAUUCUCACUAACUAUUCCACCCAGGAUAGCUGGUGUGGGCUAAAUUAGCCACACUAGCAGGCUUUCUCCUGGAGUGCUUUCAAAGCUGGCCUGGUGGACGGGUCUCUAUGCGCACACUGCCUCCCUCUGGCAGAUGAGUAACGGGCGGGGUCUGACGUGUCGCAGUCGCACGGCCAGAUAGUCCCCUGCGAGCGCGGCGCGUCCUCCCGGCUCGCAGCAUGCCCUCCACCAGCAGGGCAGGGAGCCUGAAGGACCCCGACAUCUCAGAUCUAUUCUUUAAGGAGGACCCCGAGAAGCUCUUCACAGACCUUCGUGAGAUCGGUCAUGGCAGCUUCGGCGCUGUCUAUUUUGCACGGGAUGUGCGGACUGCAGAGGUGGUGGCCAUCAAGAAGAUGUCCUACAGUGGGAAACAGUCCAAUGAGAAAUGGCAGGAUAUCAUUAAGGAAGUUAAGUUCCUCCAGAGAAUACAACACCCAAACAGCAUAGAAUAUAAAGGAUGCUACCUGCGGGAACACACAGCAUGGCUUGCCAUGGAGUACUGUUUGGGCUCAGCCUCCGACCUUCUUGAAGUCCACAAGAAGCCCCUUCAGGAAAUUGAGAUUGCAGCAAUUACCCAUGGUGCUUUGCAGGGCAUUGCAUACCUUCAUUCCCAUAACAUGAUUCACAGGGAUAUCAAAGCUGGGAACAUCCUGCUCACCGAGCCUGGACAGGUCAAACUGGCAGACUUUGGUUCUGCCUCCAUCGCUUCUCCAGCAAACUCAUUUGUGGGGACACCAUAUUGGAUGGCCCCCGAAGUGAUUUUAGCCAUGGACGAGGGACAGUAUGAUGGAAAGGUUGACGUCUGGUCUCUUGGGAUCACCUGCAUAGAACUAGCGGAAAGAAAGCCUCCUCUGUUUAACAUGAACGCGAUGAGUGCCUUAUACCACAUAGCGCAGAAUGAGAGUCCCACACUGCAGUCAAGUGAAUGGACGGAUUAUUUUAGAAAUUUUGUUGACUCUUGCCUUCAGAAAAUACCCCAGGACAGACCGCACUCCGAAGAUCUGCUGCAGCAUGCCUUCGUCCUGAGAGAGAGGCCAGAAUCUGUUCUCAUAGACCUGAUUUUGCGGACAAAAGACGCAGUUCGAGAGCUGGACAACCUGCAGUACCGCAAGAUGAAAAAGAUCCUCUUUCAGGAAGCCCACAAUGGGCUGACCACCGAGAUCCAGGAGGGAGAUGAGGAAGCGGAGCACAGUGCGGGUCGCACAGGUACAGUGAGCAGUGUGGGCAGCAACCAGUCCAUUCCCAGCAUGUCAAUCAGCGCCAGUUCUCAGAGCAGCUCGGUAAACAGCCUCCCAGACGCUGCUGAUGACAGCAAGAGCGACCUCGAGCUGGAGAAAGACCACACCGUCAUGUCAAACAGCUCCGUCAUACACCUGAAGCCGGAAGAAGAGGAAGUUUACCGGGAGGAUCCUGAGAUACGUUCUCGGCCCUCAGAGGCUCAGGCAGCUCCCACGCAGCCCACGCAACGCAAACACCAUCGCAACCGCGAGCACUUCGCCACCAUUCGCACGGCCUCUCUGGUGACGCGGCAGAUGCAGGAGCACGAGCAGGACUCUGAGCUGAGGGAGCAAAUGUCCGGUUAUAAACGCAUGAGGCGGCAGCACCAGAAGCAUCUCAUGGCCCUGGAGAACAAGCUGAAAGCAGAGAUGGAUGAACACAGACUCAGGCUGGACAAAGAGCUGGAGGCGCAGAGGAACAGCUUUGCUGCCGAGAUGGAGAAACUGGUGAAGAAAAACCAAGCAGCCAUAGAGAAAGAUGCCAAGUCAUUUGCCAAUGAUGAGAAGAAAUUCCAGCAGCACAUUCAGGCCCAGCAAAAGAAAGAGCUUGGCAGCUUCCUGGAGUCACAGAAACGAGAGUACAAGCUACGCAAAGAGCAACUGAAAGAGGAGCUGAAUGAAAACCAGUCCACACCCAAGAAGGAGAAGCAGGACUGGCUGUCGAAGCAGAAGGAGAACUUUCAGCACUAUCAGGCAGAGGAGGAAGCCAACCUGCUCCGCCGACAGCGCCAGUAUCUGGAGCUGGAGUGUCGCAGAUUCAAACGCAGAAUCCUUAUUGCAAAACACAAUGUAGAACAGGACCUCGUACGGGAGGAGCUUAAUAAGCGGCAGACGCAGAAAGAUCUAGAGCACGCCAUGCUGCUCCGCCAUCACGAGUCCAUGCAGGAGCUGGAGGUCAGGCAACUGGGCAGCAUCCAGAAGAUGCGCACGGAGCUCAUCCGGCUGCAGCAUCAGACCGAGCUCACCAAUCAGCUGGAGUACAACAAGCGCAGAGAGCGGGAGUUACGCCGCAAACACGUCAUGGAGGUCCGACAGCAGCCCAAGAGCCUUAAGUCUAAAGAGCUGCAGAUCAAGAAGCAGUUUCAGGAUACUUGUAAGAUUCAAACCCGGCAGUACAAGGCCCUGCGCAACCACCUCCUGGAGGCCACACCCAAGUGUGACCACAAGGCUGUGCUGAAGAGACUGAAAGAGGAGCAAACGCGAAAAUUAGCCAUCCUCGCUGAGCAGUACGACCAUUCCAUCAACGACAUGCUCUCAACGCAAGCCCUGCGAUUGGACGAGGCACAGGAGGCGGAGUGUCAGGUGCUAAAGAUGCAGCUGCAGCAGGAGCUGGAGUUGUUGAACGCCUAUCAGAGUAAAAUCAAGAUGCAGACGGAUGCGCAUCACGAGCGAGAGAGGAAAGAGCUGGAGCAGAGGGUCUCGCUGCGGAGGGCUCUCCUGGAGCAGAAGAUUGAAGAGGAGAUGGUGGCCCUACAGAACGAACGCUCCGAACGAAUCCGCAGUCUCUUUGAAAAACAGGCACGGGAGAUCGAGGCGUUUGAUUCUGAAAGCAUGCGGCUAGGCUUCAGCAACAUGGUGCUCUCCAGCUUGGCCUCAACGGACGGCCACAGCCACAGCUUUCCGGGGGCUCAGAGCAGCUGGGGCUCCCCGCACGGUGCAGGCUCUCAGGGGUCACACUGGGGAGGCGCGCACCACCACCAUCAUCCAAGUCAGAGCGGCUCUAUCCAGCAGCCCUGGGGUCACGGCCUGUCUCCGGGGGGACCGCCUCCCUGGGGGCACCACGGGUCUGGGGGCAGUCAGCGCUCGAGCGGUGGGCUACGGAACAGUCCCCAGGCAGUACGGCGGGCCACCUCAGGGGGCCGCAGUGAGCAGGGGAUGAGCAGGAGUGCCAGCAUCGCCUCUCAGAUUUCCAAUGGCUCGCACCUGUCCUACACGUAAGACCACCCGCCGCUCUCCCACAACACCCGUCUUGACCCUGAACGCAAUGGGGGAAGAGUGGCAGGGGGCACUAGGGGGACCUACAGGAAAUGUUUAACCCAUUCCUUUAGUUCUUGUUUUCGGAAUACAUGCUUUAUACACACGGCAAGCACAAAAUGCUUUCAUUGUGGUUUCAAUUGUAUGGAUGUUGAGCACUUAAAGGGUCUGGCCACUUCUUAGUUAGAAUGCGUUUUUGCAGUGAUUUUGAACAAUAGUGAUGAAUUUAGAUGCUGGUUGCGUUUUAGAGUGUGUGAAGAUGCUGGAUCGAUAUGAGAAUGUUGAUGAUUGUGAGAGGGGAAUAUGAAUGUCGUGCAUUAACUCGCACAGCUGAGAUGUUAGGUUUUAUGGAUCAAGGUUUUAUCAUGAUCUUGCAGGUUGUUUCCGCUGGUUUUUGGAGUGUUGUGCAUAUCGUUUUCUUUCGACGCAUGGAUUUAAAGGGUAAACUAUUGAAUAGAUAUAUAGAGAGGUCGGAUAGCAGAAUGUGAAAAUCAAGCAGUGCACUUGAGUUUCAGUCUUUAGUUUAGUUUAGUCUUUUAUUCAAAUUAAGCACUUGUUUUAAAACGUGCUGAGAAUCAGUAUACUCUUUUAUUUUUUGUGCCAGAACAUCUAUUAAAAAUACUGUGAAAUUUUAAGACUGCCAGGAUUAUAUCGAGUUUCGUUGAUUUUUCGUUGUUUUUUUUCUUACGUUGCCAUACAUUGCCAUUCUUGUACAGGUCCAAAAAACAACCGAUCAGGAAGCUAUUUUGCUUUUAAAGCUUUGAAAAGAUAACAAAGUAAUGGUGUUCAGUCACAGUAAAUGUACAAGGACAGAUACCAUUAGAUAGGAAAGAAACAAGUGUUUUAAUGGAGAUAUUUAAAGUAACUGCAAAGAGUUUUUCUCUCUUGGGCUGCAUACUAUCAGAAAGAUAGUUUUGUUAUAUUAAUGUACGAGUGUCAAAGCAUGUUGGCAUGGUUAAACUUUACACCUGAUUAACACUAUGGCAAUGCCGUUGAAUUAUAAUUUAGAUUAGUGAUUUAGUGAUGCCAAAGUUAACAAUCGCAACUAUGCAAAAGGAGAAUAGCCUGUUGUGUUGACUUGUGUUCUUUACCUCUUUGUUCUCCAACUUUCACUAAGCUUAACCUCACAGACGAGCACUUUAUCAUCCCAGCACUACACUUCUAUAAGAGCAGAUCUCCUGAACGUCUGGUGCCCCCUCCUCCCCUUUCUCAGGCCGGGUUUGAGCGUGUUGUGUGGAUUUUAGGGGUGUGGAGGUCUAGGUUGGGUAGGCUUGAGACCGCUGAAUGUUUUUGCUGGGCGUGUAGGUGCCGCUGCUGUCGUCCCUGCAAUGCCAUUGUCUCUUCCAUGCCCACCCCGGAGCUCCGGCGACUGCAACCCAACAUCCACCCUCCAACUGAACGCUUACCACAGCAUGCAGAAAAAGCGAUUGAAGGUCGCAAAGCAUAUGUAAUGGAAGGGUAGAGAGUCGGGAGCUUGAAGCGAGAUGUAUAGGAACAAAGUUUAUGUAUAGUGUAUAUUUAGAAAUUUAAAUAAAUGGAAAUCAAGACAGUCAAACUCUUUGACUAGUUUAAGACUAAACUAAAAUUGAAUUGCUUGAAUGUGAAGACAAAAAACAUCUUGGUUUCUAAUAUUGAUUAUUUAAAAAGAAAAAAAUGAUAUAUAUAUAUAUAUAUAUAUAUAUAUAUAAAUAUAUACUACACAAAGCAUAUUCUCAGAGGUGUCAAAGCGAAGCCAAAAUAAAGUUUUUCCCCAGCGAUUUGACUUCUCACGCAGAACUUGUUACACUUGAUCUUUCUGUCAUUCUGUCUUUGCUUCUUGCUCCUCUUGCUUUCAGAGGUAUAAAUGAUCAUAUGCAGUAGUGCCAGUACUCGUGAAUGUUAUCCGUGAACCAGCGGAAUCAUCUUCCGAAACUUCAAUUAUUCAGUUUCUUUCCAUUCAAAACUUCCAUCAUGCCCAUUACAGAAUGGCUUCCAAAAACUUCAAAACUUGGUGCAUUUUGUAGUUCUUUUCAACCUGUUUGAGAAGUCAUGCUCUAGGUCCAGUAGAGCACAAGAUCCAUCAUCUCUGAACAUCAAGCUUGGCACACUUCUGAUAUAUGCAUGAGAUUAGGCUACUUGAAGAUGCCUCAGUCUCAGUCAUAUUAAUACCAACCGAGCCAAUGCUAAACAUUUGAGCCAAAUGUAACAAAAUAACAAGGCCAUGAGUGUUCUGACCCUGAUAAAGUAACAUGCCAUUCAUUAAGUCGUUCUGGAGCAGCCAUAGACUCAAAUUUGAUAACAGCUUCACUUUCACACUUUCUUCCAUCUAUCAUGCCUAAAUAACGAAGCAGUAUGUAAUAAAAAAGAGAGAUGUGUUCUGUUAACAGAUUGGAUUCCCUUGGAAGCCCUUACAUUCGUUAUGACCCUAUACAACAGUGUGAAAACAUCGAGAUGGAUAUUCAUCCAGGAAGGGCUACAUCUCUGUACAGUGUUUUUAGCAGUAUUUCGUCUGUUUUUCUUCCGAUGGUCAUCGUCUCUUUGCUUCAACAUUACCAUAACAAUCCAUGUAUAACCUGUAUUAAAAUGUAUAGAUUGUGAAAAACUGAAUGUUGGAGAGAUUACAAAAUUUUGUUAUGGCGGUUCAUAACAAAAACAUUUUAGCAAGUGAAUUAAAAUGUACAAUUUUGAAAACCUUCGGGGAUAAAUGUAAUGUUUUGUUUGUAAUUACUCCUGUUGUUGGCAGAGGGCUACUGGACAAAGAAAUCAACUGUAAUAAAGUAAUUUUAGUA
Triplophysa rosa is the source of this 6519-nucleotide messenger RNA. It is a transcript of the gene taok1b, whose product is annotated as TAO kinase 1b. NCBI's taxonomy places the organism in Eukaryota, Metazoa, Chordata, Actinopteri, Cypriniformes, Nemacheilidae. Gene Ontology annotation, biological process: protein phosphorylation; execution phase of apoptosis. The record is from RefSeq and is a predicted model, not a curated record. The transcript has 20 exons. Bases 680 to 3715 code for a protein of 1011 amino acids. Gene Ontology annotation, molecular function: ATP binding; protein kinase activity.